Messenger RNA from Frankliniella occidentalis (western flower thrips), 2269 nucleotides. RefSeq names its product phospholipase B1, membrane-associated-like. Gene Ontology annotation, biological process: phospholipid metabolic process. The transcript is spliced from 8 exons. Gene Ontology annotation, molecular function: glycerophospholipase activity. Lineage: Eukaryota; Metazoa; Arthropoda; Insecta; Thysanoptera; Thripidae. The record is from RefSeq and is a predicted model, not a curated record. Bases 283 to 1638 code for a protein of 451 amino acids.
GGCCCGGCAGAGGCGAGCGACACGCCGCCACUCCGCCGCGGCGCACACCAGCGCGCUCCCAGGGCGCUCCCAGUGCACGCCCCCCUGCGCAGGCCGUGCAGGCAGGACCUCGCCGAGUCCAACCCCCGCCGCGUGUGAGUUCGUGUGCGUGUGUGUGUGUGUGUGUGAGCGCGUGCGCGCGUGACAGUGAGUGCAGUGUCAGUGCCAGUGCGCCUCAGCUCCCCGCCGGGCUUGGCUACGCUCCGACUUUCGGACUACCGCAGCCUGCGGCGCGCGCCCGGGAUGGGGGCCAUGCGGGGACAGCGUUCACCUCCGCCGCCGCUCCUGCCGGGCGUCGUCGCCGUGCUCGCUGUCAUCACCGGCCUCCUCCUAGCCAUUGCCUCGACGCCCGCCAGCGCACAGCUUUUCAGUUCGUUAGCUAAUAACGAUAUACUGCGACCGUUUAGACAGACCAGUCGUGGUGGCCCCGGGCCGGGCGGAGGUUCGCCACUGGACCAGUCCGGUAUUCGGAGGCAGCCGCUCUUUCCAUCCUCCAUGCCGUUCCCGUGCAAUGCGUCCGCGGUUUCCUUCGGUCGCUCCAGGACGACGCCCACCUCCGUGCACCGGCUGCGCCCGGGCGACAUCGCCGUCGUCGGCGCCAUGGGCGACUCGCUGGUGGCCGGCAACGGCGCCCUGGAGGAGUUCGCUCUGGGCACGCUCAUCGAGUAUCGCGGCGUGUCCUGGUGCGCUGGCGGACAGGGGGACUGGCGCCACUUCCUGACCCUGCCCAACAUCCUCAAGCAGUUCAACCCGAAUCUCAAGGGCUACUCGACAGGUAAGGGGGAGUUUCUGGCCAGCAACGCACACAUGAACGUGGCCUUCCCCGUGAGCGCUGCAUCCGACGCAUACAAGCAGGCCGUAUUCCUGGUCAAGAAGAUGAAAAAGGACCCUUUCAUCGACUUUCACAACGAUUGGAAGAUGGUGACGAUGCUGUUCGGUGCCAACGACAUAUGUUCUGCGCAAUGCUACGACCGUGAGGGCACCUCGGCCAACCAGCACGGCCGCAAGCUGAAGAUGGCCCUUGACUACUUGCACCAGAACCUGCCGCGGACCUACGUCAACCUCGUUCCCGUCAUAGAUCCGUCCGUGUCGCUGCGGGUGAAGCGCUCUUUCAUGUGCCGUGUGCUGCACCGUUUCUUCUGCCAGUGCUUCCACCUGGACGGCAACGCGGACGAGAUGGACAUCAUCACAAGUCUGGUGCGCGACUUCCAGAACGCCGAGAGGCAGCUCGUCGAGAGCGGCCGCUACGACACGAGAGACGACUUCACUGUCGUCAUUCAACCCUUCAUGAAGUUAUUCAACGCGCCACGAGACCGCGCGCUGUGGAGCACCGAAGUUAUAGACAUUUCGUACGUCACCUACGACUGCUUCCACUUCAGCCAGAAGGGCCACGCCAUGGCCGCCAACCUUCUUUGGAACAACAUCCUGCAGCCCGUCGGAUUCAAGUCGACCACUCUGCUACCAGGUCUACUGAAAGACUUCAAGUGUCCAUCACGUGAGGCACCAUUCCUCUUCACAGCAAACAAUACUAGAACAUUUCUCGCCACUGGGUCUCAAUAUUUACCGAACGAGAGGAAUGUUGAAGUUUCGGAAUUAUGACAUUGAUUGAAAGCCUUUUCACAUUUUGUGACAAGUUAAGUGAUGUUGAUGCUCUGUGACAUCCAUCUAUUGUACAUUGCUCAUCAAAAUGGUCUAUUUGCCAUAUUGUUAUGUUAAUAAGGACGAGUGCCAGCUUUCUUACGCUUCACAGAAGAACUGAUUUUAAUUUAAUUGUGUGCUGUGUGUAUGUGUGGGUGUUUCUGUGAAUACCAUAUCUAUUUAAGUUGAAUCUCAAGAUCUUUGUGAGACAUGAGAAUGGAUACAAAUACCAUAUUGCUUUACAAAGAUGGAGAUUUUAGUAUUAUUUGAACACAAUAUGACAAAUUGCCAAGAUGUCAUCUGGGACUACUUAACUUCCCCAAAACAGGCUUUGACAGAAUCUUUUCUAACGAGUAAGUUAUCAUGUAAGAUGUAAUUCAUAAGAAAUAAGAGCUAGAAGUAUCUUUUAUGCUGUAAAAUUAACUGUUGAAAAGAUUUUGAAGAGAUGAAAUUAUGAUCUUGGAUUUUUACUGAUAAAAACAAUUUUUUUAUACAGUGAUUUAUGAACGUGGAACAGAGCACACAUUCUCAGUAUCAGUAAAACUGCUAGGUACUUUCAAAACAAUUCAAAAAUACGGAUUAAACAGAAAAA